UUCUCGCCUGUGUGUCCAUCUCAUAGUUCCCGCACCUAUGGACCCUGAAAAGCCACUGCUGUUACUACGGAGCUAAGUCACUACCUCAGCUGUGAUGUGCGUUCUUCGUCUAGAACCCCCCCAGUGUGACUGAGGUCUACCAACAGGGUUGCUCAUGAAGGUCCUCUUUUUAAGACAAUUAAGAGACAGAGGAAUGGAAAGAAAAUGCUGCAGGCGUCCUGGGAUCUGCUCAUCCAGGAUGUACGCGUUCUUUCUAGGUGUUGUGUUUAUCACUUUAAGUUCAAGUCGCAUCUUACUGGUAAAAUACUCAGCCAACGAAGAGAACAAGUAUGACUAUCUUCCAACUACUGUGAAUGUGUGCUCAGAAAUGAUCAAGCUAAUUUUCUGUGUGCUUGUGUCACUCUGUGUCAUAAAAAAAGAAGAGCAUCAGAGUAAACAUUUGACAUGUACGUCCUGGAAGGAAUUCUCUAAUUUCUUGAAGUGGUCCAUUCCUGCCUUUCUCUAUUUCCUGGAUAACUUGAUUGUCUUCUAUGUUCUGUCCUAUCUUCAGCCUGCCAUGGCUGUUAUCUUCUCAAAUUUUAGCAUUAUAACAACAGCUCUUCUAUUCAGGAUAGUGCUGAAGCGGCAUCUAAACUGGAUUCAGUGGGCUUCCCUCCUGAUUUUGUUUUUGUCUAUUGUGGCCCUAACCACCAGUACUAAAACUUCACAACAUGAUUUGGCAGGACACGGAUUUCAUCAUGAUUCCUUCUUCACCCCAUCCAAUUCCUGCCUUCACUUCAGAAGUGAAUGUUCCAAAAGAGACAACUGUACAGCAAAGGAGUGGACUUUCAAUGAAGCUAAGUGGAACACCACAGCCAGAGUUUUCAGUCACAUCCGUCUGGGCUUGGGGCAUGUUCUUAUCAUAGUACAGUGCUUUAUUUCUUCAAUGGCCAAUAUCUAUAAUGAAAAGAUACUGAAGGAAGGGAACCAACUCACUGAGAGCAUCUUCAUACAGAACAGCAAACUCUAUCUCUUUGGCAUUGUUUUUAACGGGCUGACCCUGAGCCUUCAGAGCAGUAAUCGUGAUCAGAUUCAGAAUUGUGGAUUUUUUUAUGGCCACAAUGGGUUUUCAGUAGCCCUUAUUUUUGUAACUGCAUUCCAGGGCCUUUCAGUGGCUUUUAUUCUGAAGUUUCUUGAUAAUAUGUUCCAUGUCUUGAUGGCCCAGGUCACAACUGUCAUCAUCACUACAGUGUCUGUCCUGGUCUUUGACUUCAGGCCCUCUCUGGACUUUUUCCUGGAAGCCCCAUCAGUCCUUCUCUCCAUAUUCAUUUAUAAUGCCAGCAAGCCUCAAAAUCUUGAAUAUGCACCUAGGCAAGAAAGGAUCCGAGAUCUAAGUGGCAGUCUUUGGGAGCGUUCCAGCGGGGAUGGGGAGGAGCUGGAAAGACUUACCAAAGCCAAGAGUGAUGAGUCAGAUGACGACACUUUCUAAAUGGGACCGAUUGGUUGGCAGCUCUCACAAACUGUAUUUUCACAAUUAUCUUUUCACUUUGACAAACUGAGCAUGUUUAAAAGCAUAAUACUGUUUUACAUAUAUCUAACCACUCCAUAAACAGCUCCAUCCAAGGCUUAGUGUAUCCUGGGGGUGACAGAGUUCUAAAGAAUUGGCAUAGGAAUAUGAAUAGCACUUGAUGAGUCAACAGGAUAUAUUUGCAGGUUGUUUUCUUCAUCUUCCAAGUUCCAGAAAUCAUGUUAACUAGAUCCUACAAAUUUGCCAAUAAAGACAGUUUUCCAGGUGCUUAUUCUUAGGUGGCAUCAGUCUGAGGACUACAGUCUUUUUUUUUUAAAUCAUUGUAAAUACUAAGUUGUCCGUCCAACUUUGAGGUCCUAGAAAUAGUCAUUUUGUUUUUUUAAUUAAAGUAGUAAGACUCUAAAAAUUUUAGCUGAAGGACUUAAAUGUCCAUCUUUUCAGAAACAAUUCCAGAAUUUUGAAUUUUUAUAUAUGGGAAAUUUUAACUUUAACCUUAGUAAAUUAUCUUUUGGGUUUUUUUUUUGUUGUUUUUUUUUCUGAGUCAGGGUCUCCCUGUAGCCCCAGUUGGCCUGGAACUUACUAUGUAGACCAGGUUGUCUUCUUCGAUCUCUAGGAGAGCCCUCUGCCUUUGCCUCCCCGUGCUGGGAUUAAAGGUGUGCACCACCAUGCCCAGAUUCUUUUGAUGUUGUUUAAAGCUUUAUCAAGGUGAAAGUUGGUUACAAAGUCAUCACAGUUUCCACUUUUAUUUUGAUCUGCCUAAGCCAAUGUGGUUUUUUUGUUUUUCUCAGUCCUCUUCAGUUUGUGCAUUUAUAAGAUCUUGACAUCAUUACUUUUGAGUUCUUAUGUUGUAGGGAAUAAAUAAGGUGUUUUAUUUUGUGAAUUAUUAAUUAAAACUUGUGACUGUUAGAUACUUUAUUUAAUAUCCUGUUCCCUAUAGUCAAGACACUGCUUUGGAAGUCCUUUACAAGAAU
Messenger RNA from Nannospalax galili (Upper Galilee mountains blind mole rat), 2478 nucleotides. RefSeq names its product solute carrier family 35 member A5 (gene Slc35a5). Gene Ontology annotation, cellular component: Golgi membrane. The transcript has 7 exons. The record is from RefSeq and is a predicted model, not a curated record. Lineage: Eukaryota; Metazoa; Chordata; Mammalia; Rodentia; Spalacidae. Gene Ontology annotation, biological process: pyrimidine nucleotide-sugar transmembrane transport. Gene Ontology annotation, molecular function: pyrimidine nucleotide-sugar transmembrane transporter activity. Bases 155 to 1468 code for a protein of 437 amino acids.